UCUUUUUUUUUUGUGGCUCUCUCUCUCAGAUCGUCAUCGCCCCUCUGACUUUGUGUUCAUCGCACAACUUCCCUAAUUCAUUCCAAUCCAAUUGAAUUUCUGUUGUAAAACUUGCCAGAUAUGUUUGCUCUCUGUUGUGAAUCUCACCUCGUUUAUUGCAAGAAAGGAUGGAUGGGGAACAAAGAUGAAACCUUGAAGUGUCUAAACAUCACCAAGAAUUCAAUUCAAUCGGGCGACAGAGAUCGCGCCCUCAAAUUCCUCAACAAAGCCCGUAGGUUAGACCCAUCCAUUCAAAUCGACCAAUUCUCAUCCAAUCUCAACGCUUCACCGCUGGAAGAUAAGAACCUUAAUGCACCAACCGAUGAGAAUCCCUCCGAUCCAUCGGAAAGUGGGCCCCAACAUAGGGUUCCGAUCGCUGCGCGAUCAACGCCGUCUUCGACCGCCGCAUCGGCUACCUACAACGACGAGCAGGUGGUUGUUGUCAAAGAGAUUAAGAGGAAGAAAGAUUACUAUGAGAUUUUGGGGUUGGAGAAUAAUUGCACGGGUGAGGAUGUUCGGAAGGCAUAUAGGAAGCUUUCUUUGAAGGUCCAUCCCGAUAAGAACACGGCUCCCGGCGCGGAUAAGGCAUUCAAGAUGGUCUCAAAGGCGUUCCAGUGCUUGAGCAACGAGGAGAGCCACAAGAAAUAUGACGUUGUAGGAUCGGAUGAGCCGGUUUACGAGAGGAGAGGCGGAGGUGGUGGUAUUGGGAUGCGUGGGUUCAACGGGUGGUUUUAUGAGGCAGACGUUGAUGCAGAGGAGAUUUUUAGGAACUUCUUCUUUGGGGGAAUGCAUCCUGCAAAGACUGCCAAUUUCAGUGGAUUCACGUUUGGAAAUGCAGCAUCGCGCAGCCUCGGCCCUCUCUACCCGCUCCGCUCGGCCCCGUCGCCUCCGCCUUGAGGGGCGACAACAAUCUGAGCCGGUGGCAGAGAGAGAGAGAACUGCAAAAAAAAAAAAAAAAAGUUUAACGGCAUUUAACAGCCGUUAAACGCGGGAGGCCAUCUGCACCCUUGUUUCGGGAGUUCAGGGAGGUCAACACGCCUUGACCAAGUAUGGGGGAAACGCUCUAGGGGGUGUAGUUUAGGGGGCAAUAUGCACCUUAGCCCAAUAGAAUAAUUAAAUAAGUUGAUAUAUUGAAAUUGGAGAUGUGUCUAUAAAUAAAAAUAAACUAUUUUAUGUGGAAUGAUUAAAAUAGAUUUAUU
Salvia miltiorrhiza (redroot sage) is the source of this 1238-nucleotide messenger RNA. RefSeq lists its product as uncharacterized. The transcript has a single exon. Gene Ontology annotation, cellular component: endoplasmic reticulum membrane. Gene Ontology annotation, molecular function: Hsp70 protein binding. NCBI's taxonomy places the organism in Eukaryota, Viridiplantae, Streptophyta, Magnoliopsida, Lamiales, Lamiaceae. Gene Ontology annotation, biological process: cellular response to misfolded protein. The coding region runs from base 121 to 936 and encodes 271 amino acids. The record is from RefSeq and is a predicted model, not a curated record.